CUUCGUUGUGAGGCCCUCGUCACUCUCGCAAUUGCCAGCACCGCCCUGCGAUGUUCCGUCAGGUGGCUUCCCGCGCGUCCCGGCUCGGCGCUGCGUCUACGAUCGCCCGCGCGACAGCCCCUCGUGCUCUGUCGCGCAAGAUUGUGACGGCGUCGUCGCCGUCGACUUCGUCCAAGGCCGUGAAUGCCACGGCCUUGUCUGCGGCAGCGUUCCUGUCUGCCGGUGCCUCGCUGACUCUCCUCCAUGCGAAGGAGCAAACGGUUGACGUAGCUAAGGUUCGUGCCGAAAUCGCGUCGCUCAUCGAAAAGGACGCGUACCUUGGACCGACUUUCGUCCGACUCGCCUGGCACUCGUCCGGCACGUACAGCAAGAAGGACAACAGCGGCGGCUCCAACGGCGGCACCAUUCGCCAUGACCCUGAGAUCAACCAUGGCGCGAAUGCUGGAUUGGACACUGCGAUUGCGCAACUCGAGCCCAUCAAGCAGCGUUUCCCGGGCAUUUCGUACGCCGACUUGUACGUGUUGGCGGGAGUCGUUGCCAUCUCGGAAAUGGGUGGCCCCGAAGUCAAGUUCCACUUGGGUCGAAAAGACGCCGCGAGCGGUGCGGAAUGCACGCCGGACGGGCGCUUGCCGGACGCUGACAAGGGCUCCAAACCCAACACGAUCAACCACAUCCGGGAAAUCUUUUACCGCAUGGGAUUCAACGACCGGGAAAUCGUCGCGCUCGUCGGCGCGCACGCCGUCGGCCGGUGCUACCCAUCGCGCAGUGGGUUUAGCGGGCCGUGGACCCGCGCAGAGUGGACGUUCUCGAACGAAUACUUCCGUGAGCUGCUCGAGAAUAAGUGGACGCUCAAGAAGUGGAAAGGCCCUGAGCAGUACACGGACCCGACGGGCGAACUCAUGAUGCUGCCGGCGGACAUGGCGUUCAUCUGGGAUCCAGAGUUCAAAAAGUACGUCGAGCUGUACGCCAAGGACGAAGACCUGUGGCACAAAGACUUUGCCAAGGCGUUCCAGAAGCUGACGGAGAACGGCGUGGACAUCGAGAAGACUGGCUGGCGCCGCUACAUUUUCUUUGGCCCCCGCGGCGAUUAAGUUGCAUGGAGAUACCUGUUUAGCAGCGGCACAAUCCAUUAAUGUGUUAUCGAAACAUGCCCAGUACAUGGUCAAGCGCUUCCACUCCUUAAUCCAAGCGCUGAUACGUAUAACCGAGCGAGCCCAAUGCGCGCCGCGCCACAAUGAAGCCAAUGCCGCCGCCCACCGCAAGGCCAGACACCAGCAUCAGCAUCAUCGGGACAUGUUUGACUGCUACAACACACAUCACAAAUCCGACAGGUCACCUUGCCCGACCAUCACGACG
Messenger RNA from Aphanomyces invadans, 1356 nucleotides. RefSeq lists its product as hypothetical. Gene Ontology annotation, biological process: cellular response to oxidative stress; hydrogen peroxide catabolic process; response to reactive oxygen species. Gene Ontology annotation, molecular function: heme binding; peroxidase activity. The transcript has a single exon. The record is from RefSeq and is a predicted model, not a curated record. Bases 51 to 1091 code for a protein of 346 amino acids. Lineage: Eukaryota; Oomycota; Saprolegniomycetes; Saprolegniales; Verrucalvaceae.